AUGAAUAUAUUCUUAUUAUUUAGUAUUUUAUUUGUUAUCUAUACUAUUUACUCUUAUUACACUGAAAAACAUGAUCUAAAAGGACCUUCGGUGUUACCUAUCAUCGGUAAUCUUCACCAAUUUGGUACACUACCGCAUAGAUCUCUUUUAGAGAUGACCAAGACCUAUGGUAGUGUAUAUAGAAUCUAUAUUGGUGAUUAUUAUACAGUUGUAGUUAAUGAUCCUGUGAUUGCUAAACUCAUUUUAGUCACACAUAUCGAUAACUUUUUGAAUAGAAUUCAAAAUCCAACAUUGAGUUUAUCUACCAAUCACUAUGAGGAUCUAGUUGGUUCAAGAGAUGAACGUUGGUAUCACAACCGUAAGUUGGUAGCAAACUCUUUCUCAAAGAAUAAACUACGAACCACUGUAUCUGUCAUUGAGAAACAAGCAGAUCAAUUCGUUAUGAUGAUGUCUCAAUUCGAGAGUUCAGGUCAACCAUUUUCACCAAUGAAAUAUUGUAAGAAAUAUGCAUUGAAUAUUAUCUUUAGUAUUGUAUUGGCAGAUGAGAUUCCAUACGAGGAGGGUGUUGAUGAAGGUAGAUUGGGAAUGUUGAUAGAUCCUGUAAAUUCUCUUGCCAAGAGGGCUGCGACAGGAUCGCUAGUCGACUUUGUCAAGAUUUUGCAACCAAUAUAUUAUUUAUCCCAAAAGUUGGUUGGAACUGGUAUGGAUCCAGUUUAUAAAUUCGUUGCUAAAUUAUAUGAUGAACAUGCUGAAACCAUUGAUUAUAAUAAUCCACGUGAUUUAAUGGAUGUUUUAAUUAUUGAUUCAGAAGGUAAAGAUAGACAUGGUGUAAUUGCAGUUACUAUUGACUUUUUAAUUGCUGGAACAGAUACUAGUGCAACUACUAUUGAAUGGUUCCUUUUGUUCAUGGCCAAUAAUCCAGAUAUUCAAGAAAAGGUUGGAAAUGAACUUAGGGAAGUUGUCGGUGCCAACGGAAAGCUAACACUUGCCAACAAACCGAAUACUCCAUAUUUGAAUGCUGUCAUCAAAGAAUCGUUGAGAAUGAAAUUAAUUGCACCACUCGGAAUACCUCGUCAGGCAAAGGAAUCGAUAUUGUUGGACGAUCAAAUAUUCAUACCAAAGGGUUCCCAAAUUCUAAUCAAUUACUUUGGAUUGUGUCACGAUGAGAAACAUUGGGAUAAACCAGAGAAGUUCCAACCAGAGCGUUUCUUGCAUAAUGAAGAGAAACACAAUGAUUUCUACCUUCCAUUCGGUGCAGGACCACGUAAUUGCGUAGGAAUGAACUUGGCCAACGAUGAACUUUACCUUGCAAUUUCCAAUAUCAUGUCAAACUUUGUAGUCUCCUCAUUCGAUGAAGUAAUUCAUUUCUUAUCAAAAAUAAACGAUUAUAACUAUAGUAUGAGUGCAAAAAAUGAUAUAGUAUUCGAAUGGGAUGGAAAUAAAUACAAGGAUAGACAAUUUAAUAUACCUCUGAUUGAAUUUAAAUAUUGUGAUUCAAAAGAGAAUCAAUAUUUCAGACAAAUAAAGGAAGAGUUGAUCAAAUGGAAGAGUGGCUAUCAAGUAAUGUGGGUAAGCGAUCACAUUGUUCAGUUUGGUUUGCUCUGCUUUCCACAAGCCGACCAAGCACAGAUUCUCAAUAUUUGUAAGAUUAUCGAGUGGAUCUUUAUAUUCGAUGACUACAUUGAAAAGGCAGGUAAAAAUGAGCAGUACAUUAACGAGUUGUUCGAUCGUCAGAAUAGAGCGACACACGACAUCUAUGGAACGAUCUACUGGGAUGUUGUUGAUGAAUUCUUGGGUGACAAAGCACUGGUUGACCACUCAAUAGAAUCAGCUAAACAAGGAUUCCUCUAUACCGUUGGACAUCGUGGAACCAUAAACAGUUCGACCAGCUACGAUCAAUACACAGCGAUCAGAUUGGAGGAUUCUGCAGCCUAUUUCGUAAUUACUUCGUUUAUUGCUAAUUUGGAAUUGCCAUACUCUGGUAGUGAACUAAGUAGCGAUAUUUUAGAGUGCAAUGAUUUCAAGUUGUUUCGUCACUACUAUGGUGUGGCAUGUCAGUUAGUCAAUGACGUCUAUUCAUUCCGUAAGGAGAUGGCUGAUAACGACUUGGUAAACUAUGUAAAGAUUCUAACUCUAAAGAACAACGAUCCACAGCAAUCAAUCAAUGAAGUGGUUGCAUUAAUCAAUGAAGCAUUCGAUCAAAUGGCUAUACAGAUCGAUUUACUCAAAAAGCAAUAUCCAAACAACCAGACACUCCACCAAUAUCUACAAGCAGGUUUAACUAUCACUGCUGAAAGAAAAUUGAUUAGAUUUCCCAUGGGAAAUACCUUGUCAUUUGAUGAGUAUUUCAAUGGUGAUCAAAAUAAUGAUGGAGCUAAUGGAAGAAGAGGAACUAUUGAUACCAUUCUAAGACCAAAUAAUAAUAAUAAUAGUAAUAGUAGUAAUGAAUUAUCACCAGACACAGAAGUUGAAGCAAGAAGAAAGAUUUACACUCAAAGGAUAAAAGAUGAAUUGGAAGAGAAAGGAAUGAAAGCGAAGCUGAAUGAGUUUGAUAAACAGAAACAUCGAUCUGCUGUUAUCAUUCAGAAACAUUGGAAAGGAUUCUCACAGCGUCGUAAAUGGAAUAUGUUCCUAUGUAAAUCAAAAGUAUUGAAAGAACUACUAAUGACCGAGAGAGAUUAUGUACAAUAUAUGAAUAUUAUUAUGGAUAUUUAUUGUAAACCAUUAGUUGAAGUUAUACAAGCAAAUAGUAACGGUAAAGAUAGAAGUAAUUCUAUUACAAGUAGCUUUAUUGGUGGUACUAUAAGUAAUAGUUCAAGUCGUGAUAGUAGUCUGGGUGGCAGUGAAAGAGAUAGAGAUAGUACCAGUAGUAUUGGUAGUGGUAUAAGUAUUGGAAGUAAUAGAGAUAGCACUAGUAGUAAUAGUAAUAAAGAUAAAGAUAAUAAUAAUAAUAAUAAUAAUAAUAAUAAUAAUAAUAAUAAUAAUAAUAAUAAUAAUAAUAAUAAUAAUAAUAAUAAUCUUAAAAGUAGUAUUAGUAGUAAUAACAUUAAAGAGGAAUCAUCUAUUUCAUCGAUGAAACCAGAUUUACAGAAAGAAUUUAGUUUCUUGGAAGAAACACCUUUGACCGCCGAGGAGAUAAAGAUUGUAUUCUCGCAGAUCGAGGUUAUUAGAAAGUAUAAUACAAUGUUACUAGAGAAGAUACAACAACGUGUAUCUGAUCUCUGGGAUGAUUCAAUAAGAAUUGGUGAUGUAUUCUUGGAGAUCAUUGACUUUCUUAAAGUACCAUACAGUCACUAUAUCAUGAACUUCCCAGCAUGCCUUAAAGUACUAGAGAAUGCAUCAAAGAGACCAUCCUAUAUGUUAUUCAUUCAACAAUGUAAAUCAAUUGAUAAAGUUGCAAGAAGAGAUUUACAAUCUUUUGUUAGUAUGCCAAUUCAAAGAAUACCAAGAUAUGUGCUAUUGUUGAGAGAGUUGUUAAAGUAUACACUACCGAAUCAUCCUGACUAUGAGAAUAUCUAUAAGGCACUGAGAAGAAUGGAAUCGAUAGCAGAGUUGAUCAAUCGACAGAUGAAGGAAGACGAGCACAGCAAAGUAGUGAUGCAGAUCGCUCAGAAGCUGAAACCACCUGUAGAUAGUCUCAUUCAACCUCACCGAAGAUUGAUACGCGAGGGUGAAGCCAAGAUCAUCAAGACUGACGGAAACAACCACGAAGCACAGUAUGCCACUAUCAAGCCAUCGUCGAUACCAUUCACUCAAUCGAUGAAAGUAUCGAUUCGCUAUUUCUACUUAUUUAACGACAUGUUUAUCAUCACCAAGAAGAUGAAAACCUACUAUAAAGUUGAGAAAGUAAUCAGUCUUCAAUACUCAACCAUUGUAGAUCAUUAUAUAAAGAGAUCAGAUAGAAUACCAACUUCACCGACAACAACAACAACUACAACAACUACAACAACACCAACUUCACCAAACAAUGUAAAUAAUAGUAGUAACAGUAAUAAUUCAGAUAUAAAAUCACCAAGUAAAGAUAGUAAUAAUAGUAAUAAUAGUAAUAAUAAUAAUAAUAAUUUAAAUGAUAAUGUAGUUUGUAUCCAAAUACUAAUUCAAAUGAUUAAUAUAGGAGAGAGACAUUUCUUUAAAUUACAUUCAUUGGAUUGUGCCGUUGUUAUAUGUUUGGCGACGGAAUCAGAGAAGAUACAGUGGAAGAACGAUUUUAUUGGUGUGAUCAAUCAGAUUACAGAGAACUCAAUAUCAUUCAACCCAAAAUGGUCGAGAAACAACUUGAUCUAUGGCGAGGAGAAACAACCAAAGUCAAAACAGCAACAACAAAGAGGCACCGCAAUAACACCAGAGAACUUUAAAUUAAAGUUAUCAAUCUCAGAGUUGUUAGCGGUUACCAACGAUCCUUUUCAACCAUCACCCAACAAACAACAUAAUAAUUCACCUUCAACCAACAACAUAACAACCAGUACCUCUACACCAUCAACAACAACAACAACUAAUAACACAACAGCAACAUGUGAUAGUGUAAAUAAUACACCUUAUAAACCUAGUAGAUCAGCAUCGGUAUGUGAUCCACCAGAGAGUGAAAGUGAUAUUAGUAAGAUAAGUGAUGAAGAUGAAGAUGAAGAUGAAGAUGAUCGUUCAACCGAUGAAAAUAAUAAUCAAAAUGAAACAAAACCAAGAUCCUAUUCAGUAUCAGCUGUUGAGACAUUAUCACCAUUAGAUAGAAUAUUAAGAAUAUUAAGAUAA
This is a messenger RNA of Heterostelium album PN500, 4746 nucleotides long. RefSeq names its product pleckstrin domain-containing protein (gene gxcFF). Gene Ontology annotation, molecular function: guanyl-nucleotide exchange factor activity; iron ion binding; oxidoreductase activity, acting on paired donors, with incorporation or reduction of molecular oxygen. Bases 1 to 4746 code for a protein of 1581 amino acids. The transcript is spliced from 11 exons. The record is from RefSeq and is a predicted model, not a curated record. NCBI's taxonomy places the organism in Eukaryota, Evosea, Eumycetozoa, Acytosteliales, Acytosteliaceae.